This is a messenger RNA of Solanum pennellii, 983 nucleotides long. RefSeq names its product N-alpha-acetyltransferase 50. The record is from RefSeq and is a predicted model, not a curated record. Gene Ontology annotation, biological process: mitotic sister chromatid cohesion. The coding region runs from base 134 to 622 and encodes 162 amino acids. The transcript is spliced from 4 exons. Gene Ontology annotation, molecular function: N-acetyltransferase activity. Gene Ontology annotation, cellular component: NatA complex; cytoplasm. NCBI's taxonomy places the organism in Eukaryota, Viridiplantae, Streptophyta, Magnoliopsida, Solanales, Solanaceae.
CCAAAAGGGUAUGUAGCAAUGUGAUGAACCAUUAUAAGUCACUAAGUCAGGCUCCAACCAAAUCUUUUCUUCUCCCUCCUCCACCGCAACCCUUUUGAGCCAUUUACAGUGUCUAAUAAUCUCUCAACAGACAAUGGGUGCGGGGCGUGAAAUGUUAAUCUCCUUGGACAAUGUAAGGGACAAGAACAUGAUGCAACUGAAGAAGAUCAACACUGCACUAUUCCCAAUUCGUUACAAUGAUAAAUACUACUCUGAUGCGCUCGCCUCUGCUGAUUUCACCAAGCUAGCAUAUUAUAGUGACAUUUGUGUCGGUUCAAUUGCGUGUCGACUUGAGAAGAAGGAAGAUGGAGCUGUUUGUGUUUAUAUAAUGACUCUGGGUGUCUUAGCUCCAUAUCGUGGUCUAGGUAUUGGUACAAAGCUGUCAAAUCAUGUUCUUGAUCUUAGUACAAAGCAGAAUAGCAGAGAGAUUUACUUGCAUGUGCAGACAAGUAAUGAAGAUGCCAUCAACUUCUAUAAGAAAUUUGGCUUUGAGGUCACUGAUACCAUCAAAAACUAUUACACAAACAUUACCCCACCAGACUGUUAUGUCCUAACCAAGUUUAUCUCUCAAACAAAGAAAUGAGGCUUGACAUAGUUUUGAGCAAGUGGUGUUAACGGUUAAAGAUGUAGGAGAGUUCAUGGUGAGACAGAAUUCUGUUAUUGUUUAAGUCGUGAUUGAUCCGACAAUAAGCUUCAUAGGUAAUAAUUGGCUUAAGAGAUAUCCUUUGACUGCUAUCAGGUAUUGUAGAUUAGUUGUACCGAAAGCUGAUCUGGGAUGGAAAUGUCAUCAUGGUGAGGAGGAAGAAAUGAAUGCUGAUAUGUGAUACGUCUAUUCCUGUCGUCAAUGACAUAAAAGCACAAAAACUGGCGAAAUACUGAUGUUUGAUGCAUUAUCAGAAUAAAUAUUUGCUUGUUACAUUCUAUAAAAUGUACAAGUUUCUAUA